This is a messenger RNA of Helobdella robusta, 2008 nucleotides long. RefSeq lists its product as hypothetical. Bases 151 to 1566 code for a protein of 471 amino acids. NCBI's taxonomy places the organism in Eukaryota, Metazoa, Annelida, Clitellata, Rhynchobdellida, Glossiphoniidae. Gene Ontology annotation, biological process: mRNA processing. Gene Ontology annotation, molecular function: mRNA binding. Gene Ontology annotation, cellular component: exon-exon junction complex. The record is from RefSeq and is a predicted model, not a curated record. The transcript is spliced from 6 exons.
UUAACAUUUACGGAGCUGUAAUUGUAAUUUAAUUUUGUUUGAUUGAAGUUCUAGUUUUACAGGCUAACAAUAGCAAUUUUAGUUUAUUUUAUAUUGUUUUUAAAUAAAUUUAAUAAUUUGUUAAUUCGGAAAGGCUUUAUAACACUAAUAAUGAGUAGUCGUAGUCGAUCUCAUAGUCGUAGCAAAGCCAAAGGUAAUUCGCGAAGUCCCCGCAACAAUCGCAGACGACGAAAAUUUACAGAAGAACCGUCGAAACAACAUCGAACUGCUAAUCCGGAGGACAUUCACGCACCUGGAAGGACUGAUAGGGAAAGAAAGAAAGGUCCAAAUAAUAGGGAGAAUGCCAGGAACAGAGAUGUUGAACACCCGACAACUCAUAAAAGACAGAGAGAAAGAGAUAGGGACAGAGACAGAAGUCACUCACCGGUGCCACACAAAAAGGAAAAAGUUGUCGAUGGCCGUAAUGAUUACCCUAAAAGUAGAAGAGAGGAAAUGAGCAGACGUGAAAAGGUAUCUGCCUAUGAUGGCCUGGCAGACCUUCAACCUGCAUCCUCCAACAAAAAAGAUGCUGACACAGAUGAAUACAGCAACUCCAUCACAAUUCAUCACUUUGAUACGACAGAAUUCUCACUUGACGAUAGAUUCUCGGCACUCUCAACAUCUAUUAAUCAUCUGGACGUUGACAAAACGAUAUCAGUCGAAAUAGAAAGAAAAAUAUCAGGCAGGGAGCCAUUUAAAGUGCCAAAAGUCCUAAACCCCAAGGCAGUUUGCAUUCCUAAAAAAGCUCUAGAAAAUAAGAAACUAUUCAACCUGAGGUCAGAGUUCAAGUUUCUUGAAGCAGGUGAUGAUAGUAUGCAAAGUUUCAGCAGUGUUUUUGAAAAGUGGGGAGGUUCCAAAUUUCAAAAUGACGCUGACAAGGAUGGCGGAAAAGCAGAUUUUAAUAAUUUUAGAAGGGUUGGUGACAGAGGGAGAGGCUUUGGAGGGGGUGGCAGAAAUUUUGGUGGGGGAGGGAGAAAUUUUGGUGGUGGCAGAAAUUUUGGUGACGGUGGGAAGAGGUAUGAGGAUGACAGGAGAAGAUAUGAUGACGGUGAUAGAAGGCAUAAUGAUGAUGAAAGAAAAGAUGAUGCUAGAAGAAGGAGAGAUGAUGGUGUGGGUGAGAGAAGAAGAGAUGAUGGUUUGGGUGAGAGAAGGAGGAGAGAUGGUGAUGUAGUUGAAAGAAGGAGAAGAGAGGAUGAUGGUGGCAUGAGAAGGAGGCGAGAUGACGAUGAUGACAGGAAUCAAAAUCAACAACUACCUGAUUUUUCGAAGAGGCCUGGAAAAUAUUCUUACGACAACUGGAAAGAUCGACCCGACAUGAUUCCUAAAAGUGGGAGAUACUUUGAGCACGAUGACAGAGAAAGAGAUGAACAUGGACUGGUGGAACAAAGAGUUCGUAGGCCAGGCGGAAGAGGUUUUGUAAGGAAAGGUAAUUGGACAUCGAGGUCAGACUUCAGCCAGUGGAAGCAUGAUAAGUUUGAAGAGUUGGAAAAUGAUGGUGGUGAACAUGAUCAAGCUAUCACUACGUGAUAGUCCAUGUUUAGUCCGUUUAAAUUUUGCUGUGGAAUUCCUAAAUUUUCAUUUUUAUUUACUUUCUAGUUACGUCGUUGUAACUCUUCGAAGCUUAAAUAAUUCCGAUUAAAUUUGUCUGUAGAGUGAAGUGGAAGUGGACAGAUUCGUCUCAUUUGGCUUGGUUUUAUGUUUCAGUUGUUGGCUCUUGUAAUGAAUGAUGCUAUUGUUUCUGUUGUGUUUGGCUUGUUUUUUUUUUUAAUUCCCAGUUAAUUUGGGAGAAUAUAAACGAUGAACUCGUCGAGAAAUUGUUAUUAUUUGUUAUAUAUGUAUAUGUGAUUGAGGUCUUAGGAUUUGUUACAUGUUAAACGACUGUCAUCUCUUUUUCUGGUUCAUUGAAAAAAUUUCAUUGAAUUUUCUAUAAAAAAAAGAUAAGAAAGUAAAUAAAAUUUUGUUAAUAAAA